GAGGUUGGGGAGGAGUCUCUGGUACAGGAACUGCAAACUAUAAUUCUUUUCUCAUUGUUUCUUAUGUUUCCAGGUUGUCUGAUCUGAAAUGAAAGAUGGCAAUAAAUACAUGAGGGGGGAAAAAACCACUUUAAAUCUGUUGUGUUUGUAUUCCUGUGGAUUAAUCCAGGAUGUCCCAAGAAAAUACAUCUGAUAAUUAUGUGAAUUCAGUAUCUCCAAUUUGUGAAGAUGAUGCUUUCCAAAAGAAAGGGCAUAGUGCAAGGACCCUUAGCUCUGAAGAAGCUGAGAAACUGGCAAGAGAGCAAGUUUUGGUGUCUGACUUCAAAAAACUGAAACUAGAGAAGGAGGCACAGAAGAACUGGGAUCUGUUUUACAAAAGAAACAGCACAAACUUCUUUAAAGACCGGCAUUGGACAACUAGGGAGUUUGAAGAUUUAAAAGCAUGUCGGGAGUUUGAAGAUGAGAAACUGACCAUGCUUGAAGCAGGCUGUGGGGUUGGAAAUUGCUUGUUUCCACUUUUAGAAGAGGACUUGAAUAUCUUUGCUUAUGCCUGUGAUUUCUCUCCAAGAGCUGUUGAAUAUGUAAAGAAGAACACUUUAUAUAAUAUUGAGAGAUGUAAAGUAUUCCAAUGUGAUCUGACCAAAGACGACCUUCUGGAAAAUAUACCAGCAGAUUCUCUGGAUGUUGUCACGUUAAUAUUUGUGCUUUCUGCCAUUCACCCUGACAAGAUGCACCUUGCCUUGCAAAAUAUUUAUAAGGUGUUAAAACCAGGCAAGUGUGUCUUAUUUAGAGACUAUGGGCUCUAUGAUCAUGCGAUGCUUAGGUUUAAAUCUGGCAACAAACUUGGAGAAAACUUUUAUGUUAGACAAGAUGGGACAAGGUCAUAUUUCUUUACUGAUGAGUUUUUGUCUCAUCUCUUUAUGGCUGUAGGAUAUGAGCAAGUGGUCAAUGAGUAUGUGCUACGAGAAACUGUGAAUAGGAAAGAAGGCCUGCGUGUUCCAAGAGUUUUUCUUCAGAGCAAAUUUCGAAAGCCUCUAAGUGAAACAUGAGUAUUUGCUAAUGAGCACUAGAAAUGCUUCUUUUAAUGGGGGGUGAGAGGCUGGAUCUAGCAUGGUGUUUUUUCUUUUUUGUACUGUCCUGGUGACAGAAUGACAGAAUUACAUUUUUCAGAACCUUCUGUUUUUGAUCCUUGGGUCUGGAAGGCAAGAGUGAGUAUUAAAAUACAAUUUUUAAGAUUGGAUAAAGGUACAAACAACCUCUUUGGAUACCUACAUUUCCUUUUUAAAGUAAAUUCUAUGCAUCAUUGUUAGAGACUCUUGUAUGCUUUUGAUAUAAAAAUGGUUUAAAUAAGAUUAUCUGUUUUUAAAUAAUUCUUUAAGGAUUUUGCAUAUGAUUGUAAUUUUCAUUAAGGAAAGUAUGUGUUGAGCAUAAAAGGGCUAACAGUUAUAAAUAACUGUUUCCACUAGCUGCAAGAACAGAUUAGUGUUCUGUCCCUUCUCUUUCACAUUAAAACUAUUUUAUAUUUCUGGUAAUGGACAUUUUUUGUUUUAUUUUCAUUUUUAUAAAUAAGAGCUAUUAAGUUAUAUGUAUUUAUUCUCCUUUCAGUGCAUAUAGCGCACUUCAUAUCGGGUGUUAAGAGAAAUGGGCACACUUCAUGCAUGAGAGAUUAGCCAAAAUACUGUUUUUAUUAUGAAAAUAAUAAUCUGCAACAAUUUGAUAAGCUAUUUCUUAAGACAUCUAUUAAUCAUUUAUGAAAUAUUAUUGGAUUUACCCAGCAUUGUUUGGGACCUUGUGGGGGCUUCAGGGCAGGGGAUGCAGGAAACAGGGCAGUGAGUUGAGAGGUACGUGAGGGAGACUAAGGGCAGGGUAUGUGGAUACAGGAGUCAUGGAAGGGUAUGCGGGGAGCAGGAGUCAGUGUAGGGGGUUGGAGGCUUAGGGCAGGGUGUAGGAUAAGUAACAGUUCAUUUACUAGUCGAAUAGUCGAUGGAAUUUCCCUCAACUAGUCGAUAGGCACUUCGGUAUGCCUCCUUUGAAAUGUACAAGAGUCUCUGCUGGGUUCUUGUGCAUCUCAAAGGAGGAGAAUGUGGAACUCCCCAUGCAGCCCGGGGCCAGCAGGAAGUCCCUCUGGGCUGCAUGCAACGUGCCAGCUUUGAAAUGUACAAGAGUUCCUAGUGGGGGCUCUUGUGCAUUUCAAAGCGGCAGUAUGGAGCCCAACUGUGCUGCCCAUUUGAAAUUCCACGCAGAGCUGGGGACUCCCCAGCUCAUUCUGGGCUCUGCGCAGCAUUUCAGCAGAACCCAGGAUCAGCUGGGGACUCCCCCUCUGACCGCAGUUCCGCGCGGCAUUUCCUCAGAACCCGGAGUCCCCAGCUGAUUCCAGGUUCCACACGUGGCAGUACUGCACAGCUGAUCCCAGACUUAGCUGUGCGGUACUGCCCUUUCAAAGUACCCCUUCUUGUCUCCCUCCCCUCCCACUGCCUCUAUUAGAUAGAGGCAGCUGGGUGGGGGAGGGGAAUCGAAUAGUCGACUAGUCCUUAACAUCCCUAGUGUAGAAGGUGCAGGAGUCAGGGCCUGGGGUUGAGAGAUGUGUGUGGACUUCCUCAGCUGGCGACAGCUCUCCAGGACUGGCCGGCAGCUGCUUCCUGGUUCUCUGGGGCUGUCGAGAUUGAUGAGGAGUGGUCACAGACGACUUCUCAGGGGUGCCUCCCAGGGUGCUGACACGGCCACUGCCACUCACCUUCCCGCUAUCUGAGGCUCCUCAACACCCAGUCCUGCUGGGCCAGCUCCGCUGGUCUCCCCCAGCCAAGAUCCCGAGCUUAGGUCCCUGCCCCCACCGAGAAGCAGUACAGACACUGAACCACUUCACGUCCAAGGAGAGUGCAGUUUAGGGCCCAGUCUUCUGAGGUAGCACUCCCUAGAUUGUAGGCUGACCCUCUGUCAUGAUAAAUAGUUAUGUAAAAUUGGUUAAUAGGUUAAUAAAGUUUAAUGGUAUUAUGGACUGUUUGGGUAAAUAUCAAAAUGGAGUUGAUAUAGAUAAAACGGAGUUUGUAAGGUGUGACUUUGGGAAAGGGAGGGGUCCUUCCUAUGGAGUGGUAAACAAGAACCAGUACAAACUGGAUUUUCCCGCCUUUUUGUGGACUAAGGGCAAACCACCUCAGAGGUUUCCCACCCAAAAGUUUAUAUAAGUUCGGAUGCAGCCUAGGAGGGGGCUGUCCACCCGAGAGACAGUGUUCGCGUGGGUACUGAGAGACCUGAUCCUGCUGUGGACCAAUCUGGAGAGCAGAAGAGGAAUCCCAUCUAUCACCUUCCAUCCUGCAAGCACCACCUGCCUGCCAUCCUCUUCGGGGUUCUUUUACCAUCAGCGAAGGACUCCCCGAUGUACCUCCCUGAGGGCUCUCAACCAGCCUAAGGGUUGUAGGUCCUGAGCAACUCUCUCCAGAUCCUGUCACUCCAGUCUGAGAAGAGCAAGUAGCCAUCUGUAAUUGGGGUACAACUUACCUUUACGGUCGCGCUGUCUGUGGUUAUAUAGAGCUUUUUUACUGUUCACUUUCACUGUUUUGUUUAUGGUUAUUAGUUUGUGCUGGGCUUCUUCCCCUGCUCUUCCCUUUUUUGUUCACAAUCCUAAUACAAUUCCUUCUUGUUUUCACCUUUAA
Pelodiscus sinensis (Chinese soft-shelled turtle) is the source of this 3650-nucleotide messenger RNA. RefSeq names its product methyltransferase 6, tRNA N3-cytidine (gene METTL6). NCBI's taxonomy places the organism in Eukaryota, Metazoa, Chordata, Testudines, Trionychidae. The record is from RefSeq and is a predicted model, not a curated record.